Molecule: messenger RNA, 1056 nt
Organism: Schizosaccharomyces osmophilus
Lineage: Eukaryota; Fungi; Ascomycota; Schizosaccharomycetes; Schizosaccharomycetales; Schizosaccharomycetaceae
Gene: tol1
Product: 3'(2'),5'-bisphosphate nucleotidase/inositol-1,4- bisphosphate 1-phosphatase
Exons: 2
Coding region: 1-1056 (351 amino acids)
Biological process (GO): sulfate assimilation; phosphatidylinositol phosphate biosynthetic process
Molecular function (GO): 3'(2'),5'-bisphosphate nucleotidase activity
Source: RefSeq, a predicted model, not a curated record
AUGAAUUUCCAAUUUGAAAAAGAGAUUGCUGUUAUUGCUGUCCGUAGGGCUAGCUAUUUAACUGAAAAGGUCUUCAACCAACUCAUAAAGGAGAAGAGUUCUGCGGGUGCUCAUUCAAAGGAAGACAAGUCCCCUGUAACCAUCGGCGAUUUCGGUGCUCAAGCAGUCGUUAUUGCCUUGCUCAAGGAUGCUUUCCCCAAGGACCCCAUCGUUGGUGAAGAAGAUGCCGACUAUUUGAGAAGCAAUAAAGAUACCUGCUCUCGUGUCUGGUCAUUGGUUCAAGAAUCGAUUCAACGCUCAAAAGAGCGCCAAGAGUUAGGUCAAAUUAAAGACGCCGAACAAAUGAUGUCCGUUAUUGAUCAGGGUAAUUACAGCGGCGGUCGUGAAGGCCGUAUGUGGACGCUCGACCCUAUAGAUGGCACCAAGGGUUUCCUUCGCGGUGCUCAAUAUGCCAUCUGUCUCUCUUUGAUCGAAAAUGGAAAGCCCAUGGUGAGCGCCAUCAGCUGUCCCAAUCUCCCUUUCGACUUUAAGCAACCUGAAACAAGUCCCAAGGGUAUUAUCAUGUCCGCUAUUCGCGGUCAAGGAUCCUUUCAGUACGCGCUUCAUGACUUGACUGCCCAACCCACCCAAGUACAUAUGAAGGAUGUUCAAGAUCCAAAGGAAUCUAAGUUUUGUGAAGGAGUUGAAGCUGGUCAUUCCAUGCAAGGAACUCAAGAAGAGAUUGCCAAAAAACUUGGAAUUGUUUAUGGACCUACCAAAAUGGAUUCUCAAGCCAAAUAUGUCAGUCUGGCCCGAGGUGAUGGAGAUAUUUAUCUUCGUCUUCCUACCAGCAUGAGCUUUGAAGAGAAAAUUUGGGAUCACGCUGGAGGCUCCCUCUUGGUCGAAGAAGCUGGCGGUGUCGUGUCGGAUAUGUUUGGUAAACCUUUAGACUUUGGUGUUGGCCGUACAUUGAAGAACAAUAACGGUGUUAUUGCUGCUUACAAAGGCAUAUUUCAAAAUGUUAUUGAUGCCACAGCUGCAAUCACCUCCCAAGAUCCCCAUUUCAAAAAGAAUUAA